Messenger RNA from Elephantulus edwardii (Cape elephant shrew), 1086 nucleotides. It is a transcript of the gene VRK1, whose product is annotated as vaccinia related kinase 1. Gene Ontology annotation, molecular function: protein serine/threonine kinase activity; ATP binding. The transcript is spliced from 11 exons. Gene Ontology annotation, cellular component: nucleus; cytoplasm. The record is from RefSeq and is a predicted model, not a curated record. Gene Ontology annotation, biological process: peptidyl-serine phosphorylation; signal transduction. NCBI's taxonomy places the organism in Eukaryota, Metazoa, Chordata, Mammalia, Macroscelidea, Macroscelididae. The annotation marks the transcript as partial.
AUGCCGCGUGCGAAGGCCGCACAAGCCGGAAAGGCUGGUCCCACCAAGAGACGGCUGGCCGAGCACUUUGCCGCCGGGGAGGUGCUGACCGACAUGGCCAAGAAGGAGUGGAAGCUCGGUGUGCCUGUGGGCCAAGGUGGCUUUGGCUGUAUAUAUCUUGCUGAUAAAAAUUCUUCAAAGCCGGUUGGCAGUGAUGCACCCUGCGUUGUAAAAGUGGAGCCGAGUGACAAUGGACCUCUUUUCACUGAAUUAAAGUUCUACCAACGAGCUGCCAAACCCGAACAGAUUCAGAAAUGGAUUCAUGCCCACAAACUGAAGUACCUGGGUGUUCCUAAGUACUGGGGGUCUGGUCUACAUGAUAAAAAUGGAAAAAGUUACAGGUUCAUGAUAAUGGAUCGCUUUGGAAGUGACCUUCAGAAAAUAUAUGAAGCAAAUGCCAGAAGGUUUUCUCGGAAAACUGUCUUGCAGCUAAGUUUAAGAAUUCUGGACAUCCUGGAGUACAUCCAUGAGCACGAGUACGUGCACGGCGACAUCAAAGCCUCGAACCUCCUCCUGAGCUGCAAGAACCCCGACCAGGUCUACUUGGUCGAUUAUGGCCUUGCCUAUCGGUACUGUCCAGAAGGCGUCCACAAAGACUACAAAGAAGAUCCUAAAAGAUGUCAUGAUGGCACCAUGGAAUUCACCAGCAUCGAUGCGCACAAGGGUGUGGCCCCUUCUAGACGUGGUGACUUGGAGACACUUGGUUACUGCAUGAUCCAGUGGCUCAGUGGCCGGCUUCCGUGGGAGGAUAACUUGGAAGAUCCUAACUACGUUCGCGAUUCCAAAAUUAGAUACAGAGAAAAUAUUGCAAGUUUGAUGGACAAAUCCUUUCCUGGGAAAAACAAACCAGAUGAAAUUGCCAAGUACCUGGAAGCAGUGAAGCUGCUGGACUACACGGAAAAGCCUGCCUACCAGGGGUUACGAGACAUCCUCUCCCAAGGACUCAGAGCACUGGGGAGCAAGGAUGAUGGCCAUUUGGAGCUCAGCCUCGUGGAGAAUGGAGGGGUGAGACCGAAGACAGUGACCAAGGAAAGAAACCAAGAAGUU